Molecule: messenger RNA, 1998 nt
Organism: Candidula unifasciata
Lineage: Eukaryota; Metazoa; Mollusca; Gastropoda; Stylommatophora; Geomitridae
Source: the annotation of a GenBank genome assembly
AUGUCCAGUGAUUUGGAGGCGUCAGUCCUAAUAUCAUUUGUUAUUGGAGCGCUGGGGGUAUCACCAGAACCCGGAAUAUUUAGACAUCCUCACAAGAGUGAUGAUUUACACACUAACGGUGCCGAAAACACUAACUUUUCCAACCCAGUCUCUGAAGAGGAGCGUUGUCGAUACCUGGACGAGCUUCAAAGGGAGACAACAAAGACGAUGGUGGCGGCGCUGGUGUAUUUAAUCAUCUUAGCCGUGUUUGGUUUAAUAGGAAACUCUGUGGUGAUUUUAGUGUAUUUCCGCAAGUUUCACUGGUCGGCAACUGGAAUCCUCAUCAUCAAUAUUGCCUGGCUUGAUCUGUUUGCAAACCUCUUCGCCAUUCCUGGGGACAUAUACAACAUGCUUCAUAAAUGGGACUUCAAAAAUCCUGCUUUAUGCAAGGCUCGAACGUACUGCGCAGCUUUUACUACUAUCUCUGCAGCCAUGAUUUUGGUUGCACUGGCAGUGGUAAGGUAUCGAAAAGUGUGUCACCCACACAAGUGGCAGGUCACGUCACGUAACGCUAAAGCUAUCGGCGCCGUUAUCACUUCUCUAGGAGCAUUAUUCGCUACUCCCCAUGCCUUCCUAAACGGAACCGAAACAAGAGAAACACCACACAGCGUUAUCGUCGGCUAUUCAUGCAGCACGGAUGAUAAAUACAAAAAAACAAAAUGGCCUAUGGCCAACUAUGCAUUUCUGCUACUGUUAUAUUUUGGAUGCUCUCUAACUAUCAUAACGCUGUAUAUUCUCAUCGGGUUAACAGCCCGUAAACAAAGACGCUUACAUAACGCUCCUGUAAAUGUAUCGGUGCCUGGGUCACCAUAUACAACGAGUCAAUUCGAUACGGAGGUUGUGGAGGAUACCUACGACCAAAAUCAGUCUAACUGUGUCAUAUGUGGAAGCCGCAUGACGAAAGAUGAGUCCACCUGUAAAAGGACUAGCCGUUUUGGAAGUAUUAAUGUUAACAGGUUCAACGCAGAUAACAUGGCCAGUAAGGUUCCAUUUCAGUAUGCGGUCCGUGUUUUUGCAGACCGGAUUGAGGUUCGGACUCCUAUGGUAGAAGAGUUUUUUGUUAAACUACAGAAUACAAAAGCAGGUUUCGCAGAGAGAGCUAGUUGUAGAAAAAGUUACAAACCCGAAAAAACGAGGACAAAUUUUAGAACUAUGAAUAUUUUUCGCUCAAAAACUAAUUCAAUAUAUGGCAAAAUGUUUCGCAAUCUCAGUGGAACAGACGUAGACAUAGAUAUACAGUCAGCGACAACGCAAAUUGACGCAAGUGAGGUUUCGAAUGAAUCUGACCCGUUAGCAGUCUUUAAAUGGUUGGAUGUUAUCUAUUGCCCUGAUGAUGGACACAAUACAUUUUGCUCAAAUUGUAUCCAAAGAGAAACGAGCCUCUCUUUCAGGCUACCUUUCAACAACAGCCUACUACAGGCAAUAGAAUGGUUGAGGCCUAGUGUUAUUGAAGCUAUGAAAAGACAGGACGACACGACAAAAAGAAAGACUAGUGACUUUUUUCGAGCCAGCAGCUCGACAAUAGACGAAAGCCUUGUCGGCAGUGACGGGUCCGGUGGUUUUCCUGACAAUGUCACGAACAUAUCAGACCCGUCAGAAGAACAUGCUAGUAUUCUUCGGCGCAGAUUUCGUGUACCGACCUUCGGAAGAGUUUCUGUAAUCACCGUUGGAGGUUAUGCAGCAUGCAAAAGGCCUACUGGCAAAACAACCACCAUGUUAGUUCUCCUUAGUGCCUUUUAUAUUCUUGGUUAUCUUCCCCAUUUAUCAUUGAAAUUUGUUGAAUUCCUUUCACCACGAAUAUUUAACAAUUUAUCAUUAGAAGGCUGUAUGAUCUACAAUGUGCUUCUGAGGAGUUACUUCAUAAACAGUGCAGUAAAUCCGAUUAUUUAUAGUUUGUGGGACAGCAACUUUCGCCGAGAGUGUUUUAAAAUGUUUAGGUCAACUAACACUGAAAUAUGA